CUGCGCCGCAUCCGGGCAACGCGGCGCGCGUGGGGCCUGUCCAACUGGUCAGACCGGGAACUGCGAGAGGCGGUCGGUGGCCUUAAUGACGGGUCUUCAGCCUCCAAUUUCAUACCGGAGGACACGCUGGUUCGCGUGUUCGCUGUGGUUGACGAGACCAUCCGGCGACGCCUGGGGUUAUGGAACGUUUUUGACCUGCCGGAUGCGGACGACGAGCCGAGCAUGGCAGCCGCCCGCCGGGAGCUAACCGCCACCGGCCGAGGUCGCUACCCGGGUAGUGACCUGCUUCUUCCGGCGGAGUUUUACCGGGCGGCCCGCCGCCGGCUGGACCACGAACGCGAGGGACGCCACUUUCGCCCCACCGAUCAGCAGCUGCUGGCCGGAUUGCAUCUGUGCAACCGGCGGAUCGUGGAGGUGGCUGCGGGAGAGGGCAAGACCGUGGCCGCCGCGUUCCCGUCGGCGCUGUAUGCUCUGCUGGGUCACACCGUCCACGUGGUCACCGCCAACGACUACCUGGCCGCCAGGGACUGCGAGCGGCUGGCGCCAGUGUACCGAGCGCUGGGGCUGAGGGUGGGCGCAGUGCUGGACCACAUGGCGGGUCCGGAGCGGCGGGAAUCCUACGCCAACCGGAUAAUUUAUGGCACGCUGCGUGAGUUUGCCUUCGAUUACCUGCGGGAUCAGCUGGUAAUGUCCCCGGACGACCAAAUCCAGGGGCCGCUGGAUGUCGCCAUUAUCGACGAGGCGGAUCAGACGUUGCUGGACGAGGCUGUCACCCCGCUGGUCAUUGCCGGCGCUCCCAUCGUCAGCCGGCGGGCCAUCGUUCGCGCAGACCGGGCGGUACGGGGUCUCGUCGCAGAGCAGGCCCAGUUGGCGGCGGAAUGCCGGCGCCAACUGGAACAGUCGGUCCAGGACGGUCAGGCGAACGACAAAUUGGCAAUCCUGUUGGCCCGAGCCAUGCUGGCCCAGCCGGACGAUGAAUCGACGCGCCAGCUGGCCGCAUCCCAACCUCGCCUGCGCCGCCGGGCACUGUCCCUGAUCGAUACGGACGGCUCCGGCAGACCCCACCCGGAGGUUGGGGAAGGUUUGUACUGCCUGAUUUAUAUUCCGCUGACCCUGCCCACGGCGGCGACGAAAAACGGCUCCCGACGGGCUGUUCAGCGGGCCAAUCUGGUCAACCAGGUGCAUCAGUUGCUGCGAGCCCACCUGCUGCUGCGCCGGGGCGUCGACUACGUGGUGGGCGAUGACCAGAUAGUGCUGGUGGACCGCGACACCGGUCGGCCUCGUCCUGACACCCACUAUCAGGACGGUCUACACCCAGCGGUGGAAGCCAAAGAGGGCGUGACCGUCCAUCCUGACCGCCGCAGCCUCGGUGAAAUCAGCGUGCCGGGUUUUGCGCGUCGCUACCGCAGCCUCGCUGGCCUCACCGGCACGGCCCAAGCUGCGAGCGACGAGUUCCGUCGCCUGUACGGCUUGGAUGUGGAAGUGGUUCCCGAUACGCGACACACGCGGCGCCGGGACCUGCCCAGCCGGGUGUAUGCUCAAGCCGAUGACCAAUUGAACGCCGUUGUGGACGAGGUCCGUCACUGUCAGCGGUCGGGCCGCCCGACUCUGGUGGCCACACGGACGGUGGCACAGUCGGAGGCCGUGAGCCGGCGACUGACGGUGGCCGGCAUUCCCCACUCGCUGCUCAACGCCGCCACUGGCCACGAGGAAGUGGACAUCGUUCGCGUUGCCGGACAGCCCGUUGCCGUAACGGUGGCAACCAACAUGGCCGGCCGCGGCACCGACGUGAUGCUGCCUCCUGACCUCGAUCGCUUCAUCCUGGUGCGCUUCGCCGCGCUGCUGGAGGAAUUGCUGGUGACUGACCCGGACGGCAGGGCGGUGGGCGUGAAGGCCAACACGCCAGCCGAGGCUAACCUAUUGGCCCAGGCAUUGGUGGCUAACCCCCGGAUGUCAGCCGCGCGGGCCGGCCAGGGUGGCCGUCUUGCGGUGCACCUCCGGGGGACGGACCCGGCGCCGCCUUUGGCUGUCACGCUAGAGUUCGGACUGGGCCUCCACGUCGUCAGCACGGAAUUCAACGAUUCUCCUCGGGUUGGCACUGCAACUGCAGGGCCGGAGCGGACGCCAGGGUGCUUUCGGCUCCACUCGCAGCCUGCUGGUCAGUUGCGGCGGAGGCGAGAUGCAGCCCAGCGGGAGGCAUCCGGUGCACGGGCACUGUUGCUGGAGUACGCUGCGGUGUUGGACCGCCACGCCGACGAUUACUAUCUGGCCCGGCAGGAUACACUGGUUGCCGAGCCCGACCGACUGAGGCAGUGGGCCGAUGACGCGGCCCGUUUCGCCACGACCGGCCUCGCCGGCCGACAUUUUCCUGGUCUCGUUGCCGACGAUUACGCACGACGCUUCGCGGCUCUGGCCGCAGAACUGUGGGUUCGGUACGGCGUGGACGCUGAGCCGGCCUGGGGCCAUUCCCUGGAUGCACUGGAAGGCGCGCUGGCAGAAUUGUUGCAACAGCGUUUGGCGGAACGACAGGACCAACUGGGCUCGGCACGAUUCGCCGAGUUGUCCCGAUUACUGCUUUUGCAGGCCGGCGAUGAACUGUGGGAAAAUCACCGGGCCGACUUGAGGGGGAUGGCCGCCGUUUCUAGAAUGGAAACGCAUUUGCCAAAGACCGUAAUUGCCGAGUAUGUGAUCUCCGCUGACGCCGCCUGGCAACGUUUUCGAGAAGAAGUAUCCGAUAGCUUCCUGUCCCAAAUAUGUCAUUUUCCCAUCGCCGGGUUGCCCAUCCCUCCGGAGAAUGGCCCCGCACCGUCGUCGCCGUUGGUCGUGGACCCGCGGCUGGCCCAGCUCACAUUUUGA
Geodia barretti is the source of this 2856-nucleotide messenger RNA. NCBI's taxonomy places the organism in Eukaryota, Metazoa, Porifera, Demospongiae, Tetractinellida, Geodiidae. The record is from the annotation of a GenBank genome assembly.